Messenger RNA from Anoplophora glabripennis (Asian longhorned beetle), 2515 nucleotides. RefSeq names its product sterile alpha and TIR motif-containing protein 1 (gene Sarm). Lineage: Eukaryota; Metazoa; Arthropoda; Insecta; Coleoptera; Cerambycidae. Gene Ontology annotation, biological process: signal transduction; negative regulation of MyD88-independent toll-like receptor signaling pathway; response to axon injury. The record is from RefSeq and is a predicted model, not a curated record. Gene Ontology annotation, cellular component: dendrite. Gene Ontology annotation, molecular function: NAD+ nucleosidase activity; protein binding; signaling adaptor activity.
ACAUGUUGUGCUCAUUUUAAAGUUUUCUAAUUAUAUUUAAUUAUGCCUGGUUAAUUGUGUUGCCAUUUUUUAUAUUUUCAUCACGUGCUUGUGCAAGUGUUUGGUUUUCCAUUGUGCCCGUUAAUAUCAUGUCGGCGCCUUGGCCAGUAAGAGAAGGAGCUUUUAAGAGUAUAGGCCAAAGUACAGAUCCUCUACCGAUAAUAAUGGCCAAAGUUACUGUCCCGCCAAAAUUAAAACUGAAGCUGAGAGCUAAUGAAGCAAGAUCUCUUAAAGCUGGAGAAAUGAGCCAACAAGAGUCUAAAAAUUUAGCACACACAAACAUGAAAGUUACCACUGACAAAUUUAGUAGUGAAAAAACCGCAAUGGAAUCACAACAACAAAGGCAAACUGUUACGGCUAGUGGUAUAUUCAACCAAGAAGAACACAGUUCUGCUUCUAGUCAUAUUUAUACUACAUCAACCAGAGGGUUAAGCGCAUCAGCCACUUCUAUGCUACAAGCUGCCAGCAGGCAGUUUCAGCUAAUGAAUGGGACACCAGAAGAGGAUAUCCUUAACACCUCCUUAGAUGAUCUAGAAAAUCUAUCUGCCGGUUCUAAUGCACAAGAAGUGGAGAGAGCCAUACACAAAUACUCGACAUAUCUUGAUGUAUCUAUAAGAUGUCUUCAAAAAAUGGAGAAUAACAAGAAUGCACAAUCUAUUCUAAAUAAAAUUAAUGAUGUAAUGAGUAAAGCGUGGGCUGUACCAACUUAUGGACAUGAACUGGGUACUACUUUGUGUAAUACAUUAAGGAAUUGUGGAGGUCUAGAUUUAAUUAUGCAGAACUGUACAAAACCAGAUAAAGAUCUACAGUUUUCAAGUGCUAAACUCUUAGAACAAUGUCUUACAACAGAAAAUAGAGCUCAUGUUGUAGAGCAUGGAUUAGAUAAAGUAGUACAUGUUGCAUGCGUUUGUACAAAAAAAUCGAACUCUGUUGAUCACUCUAGAGUAGGGACUGGUAUUUUGGAACAUUUAUUUAAACAUAGCGAAGAAACAUGCAGUGAUGUAGUUCGUCUAGGUGGUUUAGAUGCUCUAUUAUUUGAAUGUAGAAAAAGUGAUGUCGAAACAUUACGCCACUGUGCCGGAGCUCUUGCAAACCUCAGUUUGUAUGGUGGUGCUGAAAAUCAAGAAGCAAUGAUCAAAAGAAAAGUUCCUAUGUGGUUGUUUCCAUUAGCAUUCCAUAACGAUGACAACAUUAAAUAUUAUGCCUGUCUUGCCAUAACUGUUUUGGUUGCUAAUGCUGAAAUAGAAGCAGAAGUAUUACAAUCCGGGACUUUGGGAUUAGUAGAGCCAUUUGUGACCACCCAUAAUCCUUCAGAAUUUGCCAAAUCAAACCUUGCACAUGCUCAUGGCCAAAGCAAAACCUGGCUAAAAAAUUUAGUACCUGUAUUAAGCUCAAAAAGAGAAGAAGCUAGAAAUUUGGCUGCUUUUCACUUCUGUAUGGAAGCUGGAAUAAAAAAACAACAAGGAAAUACUAACAUAUUUUCAGAAAUUGGUGCUGUUGAAUCCUUGAAAAAAGUUGCAAGUUGUCCAAAUGCUGUUGCUUCAAAGUAUGCUGCUCAAGCUUUAAGAUUAAUUGGUGAAGAAGUGCCUCACAAACUUAGUCAGCAAGUACCUCUUUGGUCAGCCGAAGACGUUGAAGAAUGGGUAAAGCAAAUUGGAUUUGCAGAAAUUGCCUCUAGUUUUGUUGAAAGUAGAGUUGAUGGAGAUUUAUUGUUACAGUUAACUGAAGAAAAUCUCAGGGAUGAUAUUGGACUGACCAAUGGUAUAAAAAGGAAAAGAUUUACAAGAGAAUUACAGAAAUUAAAGAAAAUGGCUGAUUAUACUUCCCGAGAUACGGCGAAUAUAAAUAACUUUCUUCAAACAUUAGGACCUGAGUUUUCAAUAUACACAUAUAGUCUCUUAAAUGCAGGUGUAGAAACAAAGGACUCCCUCCGCAAUAUUUCAGAAGAUCAACUAUUAAAUGAAUGUGGUAUAAUGAAUUCUAUUCAUCGAUACAGAAUAAUGGAAGGUAUUAGGCAGCUAGAAAAUGGAUUAGCCAAUGGAUUAAAUGAAGACAAUAUGGACAAAUCAUUAGAUGUGUUUGUCAGUUACAGGAGAUCAAAUGGUUCCCAGUUAGCUAGUUUAUUAAAAGUCCAUUUACAAUUAAGAGGUUUUAGUGUAUUUAUAGAUGUUGAGAGAUUAGAGGCUGGUAAAUUCGAUAACAAUCUUCUACAAAGUAUACAAAAAGCCAAACAUUUCCUUUUAGUUUUGACACCUAAUGCUUUAGAAAGGUGUAUAGGGGAUCAUGAAAGAAAAGACUGGGUCCAUAGGGAAAUUGUUGCCGCACUCUCGGCAAAUUGUAAUAUUAUUCCUAUUAUUGACAAUUUCACAUUUCCUGAAGCUGAUGAAUUACCUGAAGACAUGAGACAAGUUUGUCACUUUAAUGCAGUUCGUUGGAUUCAUGAUUACCAAGAUGCCUGUGUGGACAAACUAGAAAG